This is a messenger RNA of Panonychus citri (citrus red mite), 8192 nucleotides long. Its product is annotated as serine-rich adhesin for platelets-like. Gene Ontology annotation, molecular function: chitin binding. Lineage: Eukaryota; Metazoa; Arthropoda; Arachnida; Trombidiformes; Tetranychidae. The record is from RefSeq and is a predicted model, not a curated record. Gene Ontology annotation, cellular component: extracellular region.
UUCUCAUCUUCCUUAUUCUCACUCUACUACAAUGACUCCCUCAAUUUGGUUUAUUGUGACAAACAAAAAGUUAACCAAUAUAUAAACAAAAAGUUUUCAUCUUAUUGUUAACAGUUUCAAUUAGUAUCAACGUUGAUUAACUUUAAUCCAGUUAAACUAAAUAAGAGAGACAAAAGUUGAUUAGUUGUUGAUUUACAAUUUUCAACCAACACAAAGUAUCAGCUUUAUAAUUAUUAUUGAUUCUGUGAAAUUUACGAUAAAAGUUUUGACCAAAAUUAUUUUACCAACGAUAGAAAAAGUUAACAAUUAAACAUUGGAACUUAUAAUUAAUCAAAGGAAAUUGUUUGACAAUUGUUUGUUCAUUAAUUACCAAAGGAGAACCAAUAAAGUUUAAAGUGAUUAUCCAAUCAAAAGAUAAAUUAUAUGAAUUUGUAACAAUUAAACACGAUUCAAAAUGAGGAUUAUCCCGUUAAUUAGUAUUCUUUUAAUCUUCUACCUGGAUCAAGCUUCAUCAGAUUAUACAAGGUUAAGUGUCCAUUUGGAUGAUAUCGAAUCGUCAACUGCCGUUUAUCAUGACGAUGUUGAUCCAAGUGAACCAACGUCCAGUAUUGGGUCAUCGUCGACCACAAAUCAUUAUUAUUAUCCAGGUUCAUCGACCACUACUCCCAAUUAUGUGAAUAGUGAUUCUGGUGAUUCAAUCAAAUCAAAUGGUGAAAAUGAUUCCAGUGGGUCAUCAUCAUCAUCAUCAUUGACCAGUGGUACUAAUGGAAACAAAGAGGAUCCAUUACAGAAAAUAUUACCCAAAGUUAAAUUUAAUUGUUCGGGUCGAGCUGAAUCUUAUUAUGCUGAUCCUGAUUUUAAUUGUGAAGUUUUUCAUUAUUGUAAAACAAAUGGAUUUAGAUUUACUUUUGUAUGUCCACCUCGAUCUCAAUUUAAUCAGAAACAAAUGACCUGCGAUUAUGAUAAACCAGGAGAUUCACUUUGCUCGAAAUUAAAUUCAACUGAAAAUAACGAUUCAAGUGCAAAAGAUAAUCAUCAUCACCAUCAUCAAGAAUCAACACCAAUUGACAGUGAAUUGAUUACAGUUUUAGGUUCAACUACUGAGAAUCCAUUUACACCAAUGACCAUCACAAGCACAACCACCAACACACCAACAUCAUCAUUAUCAUCAUCAUCUUCAUAUUCAUUACCUGAUUGGCCUCACAGAGGAGAUGGACUAUCAUCAGCUGAUAAGCAUGAUUUAGCUUAUGGAUUUGAGCCAAUUGAUUCUGGUCCAAGGCCUUAUGGUCAUUUUCCAACAUCAUCAUCUUCAUCUUCAUCUUCAUCUUCAUCUUCAACAGAUGAAGAAGAUUUGAAUCGAGGAAAUUCACAUGAUGUCCAAGAAACGAGUAAAAAACCUUCGUUUGCCGAUCCACCGAAUGAAGUUGAACAUUCAUACAAAACUUCAUCUUCUUCGUCUAAGUCGAACGUUGAUUUAGCUACUGUUUCCACAGAAUCGAUUCCAGAUAUCGCAAUUUCAAAUGGUUCACCAAUUUCUCGAGGUUAUUCAUCACCAAUGCCCGAUAUUCAUGAAGACUCAAAUCGAGAUAAUUCAAAUUCUGGUGGGUUCAAGCCUUUUUUCUUGGAUAAAAAUUCACCAGCAGGAGGACCAAGAAAAUAUUCAACAGUCGCUCCUCCAAUUCUUGAAAUUGAAGCUGCUGAUAAUUCAGGAAAAGUUGACCAUCCAAUUUCAAUGACCACAAGCUCAUCAAUUGGACCAGCUUAUUCAACAUCAUUAACACCAGCAUAUUCACCACCAACCUCAUCAUCGUCUUCAUGCUUUUCACCAUCUUUGUCUUCCUCUUCCUCUUCAUCACCAUCAUCAUCCUCUUCUUCAUCUUUUACACCAUCAGUCUCAACAACAACUCCAUUACCAACAAGUUUACCGACUUCUCAACCAUCGACAAUAUCAUCACCACCUCGAUCAAAAUAUCAUUCACUUGAUGAUGGAAAUGAUCUUAAACCUUUAACCAAGAUUACGGUUCAACCCAUUGACUUAAAUUACCUCAAUUCUAAUCGUCAAAAGACAUCCAAAGGUUCAUCACAGAAAAAUGCUCAAAGAUUAACACCAUUGACAUCUAGUGCCUACUAUUCACGUCCAUUGACCACAACAAUGGACAAAGAUGCUUAUAGCAAUAAGGUUAUCGGAAACAUCGGUGGUAAAAGUAACACUUUAAAUGGAAACAAUGGAAUAACUAAUAAUCUAAAUUCUAAAUCGAGAGUAAAUAAACCAACAAAAUAUUCGACCUAUUCUUUAUUCAAUGAUAAUAUACAACGACCAACAAGUCCACAUUUAUCACAAUCAACCAAUGGUAAAAAAUCUACAAAUUCAAUCAAUUUUUUUUUCGAAAUUACGAAUUCUCAUCUAAUUGAACUUUGUUUUCUAGUCUCACCAGGCCAGUUAUCUGCUUCCAUAUCAUCGAUAUCAUCGGCACCGACCGUUAGCUCCGCUUUCCUGGAAAGUCAAGCAGCUAAAUUUGCUCAAAUGGCGAAAUUAAAUCUUGAGAAAGCAAAUUCACAUCGAGAUCCUUUUGGUUUUGAUUAUUCGGCUCUUUCUCAAGCCGAGGUACCGAUUUACAGUCCAAUCUAUGAUUCUUUCCAUCCUGGUGGUCAAAGGGCAACAUUGACCACAGCUAAUUCACAGUUACAAGAUAAAUUUGUCUCUGAAAAAGAGCAACUUUUCAAGAAACUAAGGCAACAAUAUGCACAAGAUCAGAUUCGUAAGCAAUUACAUCAAUCAUUAACUGACCAUGUUGUUGGUCAACAAGGUCAACACUUACAACAGCAGCAAUCUGGCAACAAUGCAAUUGGAGGACAUUCAUCAUCAUCUUCAUCACUAUUUCCAAUCUCAGGUAAACCAGCAUCUCUAUCAAAUCUGUCACCCGGACCAGUGGUCACACCAAAUGUUGGACCAAACAUGAUGUCGACCGCAGCAAGUUCAUCGUUAUUACAAAUGGUCCAGGGUAAUCCACUUAUGCCAAGUAUAACACUCGAUGAAGAUGAGGCCAAAUAUCCUGACUAUUUUUACGGACUUCCAAAGUUAUCGGUUCUAUCCCAACCUCAGUCACUUCCUGGAUUACCGUUAGAUGGAAACAAAAACAAACUUGGACAACAACAACAACAACAACAACAAGGACAAAUGGACGCAUAUCGAUUGCCCAUCGGUAAACGACCUGCUAAUCCGGUUCAGUCGAGCUCAUCUUCUUCCAUUGUCUCAUCUCUCCAACGUCUUCCAUGGUUCAAUUCAAAAGGAUCUUCACCUUCAUCGUUACCGGAAAAUUUAGCCGCUUCGGCUUCAAGUAAUGAUCAAAGUGUCUCAUUCGCUUCGUUGUUUGAUCAAACACCAUCUCCAUCAAAUACUAAUAGUCAACAAUCAACCCGAAGAAUACCAUUUCUAUCACAGAUAAGCAAGUUUUUCAGCUCAGCUUCGUUUCCCAGGCCAUCGAAUAUUUUCCCACAAAUUACCGCUAAAUCAUCGUUAAACUAUCCAUCACCCUACGAUCAAUUGUCAGCAAUUAACUCUGGAUAUUCAAACUUUUUCCAAAACAAUGGUUUAUCACAAUCACAAGGUUUGAAUUCAGGGUCACUUUUUGGUCAACAAUCAAGUCGAUCACCUUUGAACAUGAUGACCAAUGAACAAUCAUCAUCUAUUUAUCAACAAGGAUCAACAAUGAAUAACAAUAGACCAACUCAGAAAAUAAAUCGACGACAUUUUUCACCUUCAUGGGAGGAAAGUUUUGCUUCCACCUCAAUGUUAGAGCCAAUUGUUGGAUAUAAUCGUCGAUCAUCAAAUGGACCAGUUAGUUUUGACUAUUCUCGUGGACCUAAACCUUUUUUCUCAAUUGAAUCAGGAAAAGAUGGUUGGGCUCCAUCGGCACCACUAACUGGACACUCUCACAAUCGACGAGAGAUUAAACAUGAACCGGAUACAUUUAAUCACGACUCUUAUCAUAAUCAAGAGAAACAUUCAUCACGAAGUAAACGUUCAUUACGUUUAACCAAACCCGAAUAUCGAUUCUCAUCUCCUUUUAGUACUCCAUCAUUUUCACUUUUCCCUCGACUUUUUAACGGACUUCGACCUAAUUCAUUAACCUUCCUAACCAAUCCAAAUAAAUUGGUCUUCGGCGGAGGAAUGGGACAAGGUUAUACUGCCGCAGCUUCAACAUUAGGACCAACUUUCCUUUCACCAAGUUACACACCUUCGAUAAGCCCAUAUACCCAAGGAUCUUAUAUGGGGACAACUUUAAGGCCAGUUUUUACCCGACAAUAUGAUACCACCGGUUACAGUCAUUUACCUUUUGCCUCGGUAACCUCACCAACCUUUUCACCUUAUGCCUCAAGCGGACAAGCCUCGAGUUUAGGACUUAGUCCACAUUAUGGUCAUCACCAUCAUCGUGGUUUAAAUCUAGAAUCACAUUUUCCGUUAUCUUCAUUGACCUAUGAAGAUGAUCUGAAACAACGACUCCUAGCUCAGCCCAAAUAUCUUCAAACCUUUGACAGGCCAAAUUUAAAGGGAACUUCGGGUUUUUAUGAGACUGGUGAUUUUAAUCCUUUGUCCAUCGAUUUAAAUGAAUUGAAUGAAUACGAUUCACCGCCAAUUUAUGAAGCAUAUUCGAAGAAAAAUUCUAAAGAUUAUGAUUCGAAAGAUUAUGAUUCUAAAGAUUAUUAUUAUCGACCGGUAUCAAUGCAUAAAGGAACUUCGAAACGUCCACCCAAACGUGAAAAGGUUCCAGGUCAUUCUUAUCAUGAUAAAUCAUCUUCUUCCUCUCUUGAACCAACUCAACAUUCAUCAAGUCAACAUCAUCCAUCUUCCAGUGGUGGUGAUGAUACAUCUUAUUCUGAUGCUCCACAUUCAUCACCUUCAUCUUCAUCUGUUCACAUGGAUGAUGAUUCUUAUUAUAAGGGUUCGUCAAACUAUCAUGGUUCAAAUUCAUAUGAACAAGGAACAGAUUCAGGUCCAGCUUAUAUGGACAAGGAAAGAGAGCCCGAAAUUUAUGAGGAUGUAGGUGGACAUUCAGAAAUGAUUUCAGGAGGACGAGGAUCAAAUGGAGGUUCAAAUAGCGGUGGCGAUGGUCGUGAUCAUGGUUAUGCUCAUCAUCCUCAUCAUCAAUCAGGUUACGAUUAUCAUUCUGAUGGUAAAAAGUACGAUCAUUAUUCAAGUAUUGACCAUUAUCCUGAUGAUGGUUAUGAUGAUGGUAUCGGUUCAGGAGCAAUGGUCAGUGGUCAUCAUGAUGCAUCAAUUGAUUAUGGCUCAUUGGUGCCACCUUAUGCCAAAGAGUUACCCUCUGACCCAAAUUCAAAAUCAUCCUCAUCAACCGGUGGUGUCAAUUAUUCAACAAUUUCUGAAAUUUAUAGACCCUCACUAACUAUUCAUCAACAUCGUAUUCACCAUGUAACACCUUCACCUUCACCUUCACCCUCAUCACAAGAUUACCAAGAAUCAAAUCAAUAUACUCCAAAUGAUCAACAUUACGUUAAACAUGAAAUGGUUUCCAAUUUAAAACUCGGAAACGGAAAAGGAGACACUUAUUCAAAGGGUAAUCAUCAGGGUAACGAUUAUAUAACCACAUCUCAAGGUAAUAGUGGUCGACCAGUAGAAUCAAGUAAUUCAGUUAAUCACAAGGAGAAUAACUUUAAACUUGAAGUAAUCGAAGACGAUUAUGAUAACUCAUCACCACAAUCACCGAUAAGAUCAAAUAAACAAUCAACAGGAAAUAAACAAAUUGUUUAUGAUGAACAACAACAAUCUAAAAAUUAUGGUUAUGCACCACAAUCAAAUAUGAAAUAUCCAUAUGAUUAUGAGAAUACAAAGAUUUAUAUUAACCAUGGUGGCUCAGAUCCAGGGCGACCUUAUUUGGGUGAAGCGGCUUAUAAUCCAAAUGGAUACGGUACCGAUUCGGGUAAUGUUGAUUCAGAUUAUGGUUCAGAUUCUGGUAAAUCCUAUUACCCUGAACCCGAACAGAUAAACACACCAAUGAUUAAUUAUGAUAGUAAAAAGCAAGCAAAUGCUAAUGUUAAUCAUAAGGAAACUAAAGUUAAUCAUCAGCCUCAACAACCCCAACAACCACAACAACAACAUCAAAACCACCAGAAUCACCAACAACAACAACACCAACAACAGCAACAAAAUAAAGUAUCACUUUUCAAUCGGUAUAAUAAAGGGUCAACCAAAGUGACCAAAGAAUUGAAAACAUCGGUACCAACAAUGAUUACUGAGAAAUCGCCGGCAUCUUCAUCAUUACCAAGCGUUUCCAAAGUUCAUUUACCAGAAUCAACUUCAUCUCAUCCGAUUACAACAGUAACUCUUAAACCAACAGCUUCGAGCACUGAACCUUCAGGUACACCUCGACCUCAACCAACUCGAUUAGCUUCAGGUUCAGCUUAUUCAUCGGCUGCUCGAAAUCGUAAUACAAUAAACCACCACCAGCAUCAUCAUCAUCAAAGUCAAUCCAAUCAAAAUAGUAACUCUGAUGGUUCAAGUGAAAUGAGUUCUUCCACCGAGAAAUCGGUCGCAAGCAAGGUCAGUUUAUUUAAGAAACAACGACCCGAGUUUACCAAAUUAGCAUAUAAAUAUAAACCCUCAGCAUACCAGCAAUCGCGUCGUGAGGCCAAUAAGCCGGGUUCGACCUCAUCGUCUCCAUCAUUGCCAUCAGAAUCUGUACCUUCAAUACCAACACCUUCAACUAGUACAACAACAACAACAUCAACGACAACAACAUUGAAACCCGAUACAAGGUACACAGUUUCAUCGUUACAUUAUUAUCCAGAAAAUUCUGGUCUAUCUUCAUCAUCACUAGUAUCAUCUGCAUCUUUAUCAUCGUCACCCGCUCAACAACAACACCAACAACAUCAACCAUCAACCAAAUCAAGUGUAGCCACACAAUUGGUUGCUACAUCAACCUACCAGCCAACCACAGCUCGUAAUCAUGUAACAACCAGCUCAUCGUCAUCAUCAUUAUCAUCACCACCAGCCGAUUCAUCAAGUCCAGUGCCAACAUCCUUGGGAGAUUUAGAUUUAGCCUCGUAUGGUGUUAGGAUUUUCAAAGGGUCAGGAGGAGUUGGAACAACUAAACGACCUUCGGUCAGUGUUAAAGCCUCUUACAGUACCGUAUCUUCAUCGUCAUUACCGCCAGUUAGCGCUUGGAAGGAGAGGAAACGAGAUGAACAAUCAAAGAAACAGGAACAAUAUAAGAAACAAUUAGUUGAACAACAAAGAGUUAGAGUUCAGCAGCUUUAUCAGGAAGCUAAAACUGGAUCAGAUGGAUCUUCAUCUUCAGCAUCCUCAUCCUCAUCUUCCUCAUCCUCAUCAUCAUCUUCAUCUUCAUCAUCUUUAACCUCAUCUUCAGAAUCUAAAUUACCUUCAAUAUCAGCAUUAGUCUCAUCUUCAUCUCCAAGUACAACCACUUUAAAACCUAUUCCAAGAUAUUCAGUAUCUUCACACCAUCAACACAAUCCAAGCAAUUCUGUAAUCACCUUAUCAUCAACAUCAUCACCACGAUCAUCAUCAUCAUCAUCAUCAGUAACUUCCUCUUCAUUGAGCAAGUUGAGUAAAUCAAUUAAAUCACUGAAAUCAUUGAAAUUGGCCACAGCAACUUCAUCUCCAUCAACACCUUCAACCCCCAUCGGGCCAACAUCAACAUCAUCCUCAUCCUCAUCCUCAUCAUCACCAUCAUCAACUUAUCAAUCAACAACAGCUCGAAGCAAUAAUCACAAUCAUCACAUAACAACAAGCUCAAGCUUAAGUUGAAAUGAUUUAAUUUAAUUCAUCACUUUUGAUGAACCAAAAAAUUAUCCCAAACUUUUAAUUGUCUUUACAAUCAACAACCAAAAAAGGGAGCGAAAACUUUUGUUAUCUCAAUACAAUCCCAUUGAUGAUUAUCAAUUAAAUGCUCAACAAUUAACUGUCAAUUGUUAGUAACUAAUUAAUCAUCCGUCAUUGGUUUAAUUCAAUUGUCAUGUUGAUAUAAUAAUAAUUUUGUAAUAAAUAAUCAAUAAAAACAAAUAUCAACUUUAACGUUUCCUUAAUUGUUGUUAAUAUCCUUAAAUUGUUGAUACUUUUAAUAUCAUAAUGAUAUUUGCUAACUAAUUAUCAUUGAUUACCUGUGUCAAUCUAAUUACUUAAUUUACAAUUAAUCAAGAUGAUAACAAUUAUA